AUGAAGUUUUAUGAGCUUCCUUCGAUUCCUGGCUCUUCUAGAAUCAGGGGCUGGUCUCUCACAGCCUUCUGUGCCUUUGUAUGCGCAAGUGGUUUCUUGCUUUUCGGUUAUGAUCAGGGUGUCAUGUCAUUGCUGAUCACAGAGCCCAUGCUGGCCACAAGCAUGCCCAAAAUCGCCUCUUACAGCCCAAAUGGUGCUAACCAAGAAGAAUACUAUGCCAAGCACAACGACGAUCCUGUUGAAUACCAUCCUGAAGCCUUUGACGCCAAUGUUCAGGGUGCUGUUGUCAGUUGUUAUGAGCUUGGAUGUUUGAUUGGGUCUGGUUUUGUGCUUUUCAAGGGUGAUACGCUUGGUCGUCGUUGGUGUGUGGUGAUUGGUUCGAUUAUCAUGAUUAUCGGCACGAUCAUCAUGGUGGCCGAUGACCAUAUGUCCACUUUCAUUGUCGGUCGUAUUAUCGCUGGUGUGGGUAAUGGUUUAAAUACUGCAACCAUUCCUAUGCUUCAGUCCGAGCUUUCGAGGCCGCAGUACCGUGGUUUGCUUGUGUUUAUUGAGGGCGCCUUGCUUGCUGGUGGCGUCAUGCUCUCGUAUUGGAUCGACUUCGGUUUCUUUUUCCUUAAAUUCAACUCGGUUCAGUGGCGUUUCCCUAUUGCCUUCCAGAUUGUCUUUGCCAUGAUUCUUCUUUUCGGUGUCUUGGUUAUGCCGGAAUCACCCCGUUGGCUUGUCAAAAAGGGUCGUAAAGAGGAUGCUAACAAGGUGCUUAGCCAGCUUUACGACCGCCCGCUUGACGAUGCUGAGGUGCAACAGGAACUUAACACGCUCAUGGAUACUAUCCGCAAGACUGAAAUGGAUUUGGGUCCGUUCAAGCUCAAAGAGCUGGUUACAAACGGACCUCACCAAAACUUUUACCGUUUGUUGCUUGGUUGUGGCUCUCAAUGUAUGCAGCAAUGGACUGGUAUCAACAACCUGACGUAUUAUGCUAGUACGGUGUUCAAGAUGGUUCAGCCUGAUGAUGUCGCAAGUCGUGCGCUUGUUGCCAGUAGCGGUAUCUUGUAUUUCAUUGCCGCCUCUUGCGCCAUCUUCUUUAUUGACAUUGCCGGUCGUCGAAUGCUAAUGAUCUGGUGUGCAUGCGGUAUGAUGAUUUGCUUUGCUAUCAUUGCGGGUAUGGUUCAGAUGGUCAAGCACCCUGAAUAUACUCCUGGGGGCGACACUAAGUCAUACGGUAAGGUGGCUGAGGCUUUCAUUUACUUGUACUUCAUUCCUUGGUCCCUCGGCUGGCUCGGUAUGACUUGGCUCUACCCUGCUGAAAUCAACCCUAUUCGUACUCGUGCACCCGCCACCGCCUUGUCGACUUGCACGAACUGGCUGAUGAACUUUACUGUCGUCAUGAUCUCGCCACCUGCCUUUGAAAAUUUGGAGGGUCACACAUUCACUAUGUUUGGUGCUUUCAACCUGAUCUUUAUGCCGAUUGUUUACGUAUUCUACCCUGAAACCAAGCGCCGUGGUCUUGAAGAAAUGGACUUGUUCUUUGCUGACGCGCACAAGGAGGGCUUCUGGAAGGCUAGUCGCUUCCAGACGACCGCUGUGUACCUAUCUGUUACCCGCCCUUACCUUACCUCUGAGGAAGUUGACGCUAUCAUUUCUCAGCGCGAAGACCUUGGUGGUAGCCGAUUCAACAAACCAGCCAUCACUAAUGAUUUGGAUGCCAUUGAGCCGGAGGAAGAAGGGCUGCAGGCCUAG
Messenger RNA from Malassezia restricta, 1737 nucleotides. Its product is annotated as sugar transporter. The record is from RefSeq and is a predicted model, not a curated record. Lineage: Eukaryota; Fungi; Basidiomycota; Malasseziomycetes; Malasseziales; Malasseziaceae. Gene Ontology annotation, cellular component: membrane. The transcript has a single exon. Gene Ontology annotation, biological process: transmembrane transport; carbohydrate transport. The coding region runs from base 1 to 1737 and encodes 578 amino acids. Gene Ontology annotation, molecular function: carbohydrate:proton symporter activity.